This is a messenger RNA of Zonotrichia leucophrys gambelii, 6313 nucleotides long. RefSeq names its product protocadherin beta-15-like. The record is from RefSeq and is a predicted model, not a curated record. The coding region runs from base 434 to 2878 and encodes 814 amino acids. The transcript has a single exon. Gene Ontology annotation, molecular function: calcium ion binding. NCBI's taxonomy places the organism in Eukaryota, Metazoa, Chordata, Aves, Passeriformes, Passerellidae. Gene Ontology annotation, cellular component: plasma membrane. Gene Ontology annotation, biological process: homophilic cell-cell adhesion.
GGGAUCGCGGCCGGGCCGAGCGGCAGCGCGGGCUGCGGGCGGCGGCGGCUGCAGUCCCAGCGCGCACCGCUGGGUGGUGCCGUCGGCCAAGGCGGCGCCGAGCGGCUGCGGCAGCGGAGGCGGCCGGGGCCGGAGCGGCACAGCCCGAGCAAGCUCAGACCAGAACCAGACCGGCCCAGCCCAGCUCAGCUCAGUUCAGCUCAGACCAGCCCAGCUCAGCCGGGCGGAGGUGGCAGCGGCUGCGGCAGCGAGCGCUGCCCCGUGUCACCCGCUGCCGGCACACCCCGGCUGCGUUCCGGAGCGCCGGCCGGAAUCUGAGAGAGCGAGGGAAGGCGCCCGCCCCGCACUUCGCCGCUCUCCGCCCGCAAUCGCCCGGGACACCCGCCGCGACACCGACACCGACACCGACACCGACACCGGCCGCCGCCGCGCCAUGGCGCUCGCAAGGCAAGUGCUUUGUGUGUGUGCUUUGCUGGGGCUGCCGCUCGCUCGCGCCGAGCCCAUCCGCUACUCCGUAGCCGAGGAGGCGGAAAGCGGCUCCCUGGUGGGCGAGCUGGCCGAGGACGCGGGGCUGACGCCGGCGCAGCUCUCGGCUCGCCGCGCCCGCCUGGUCUCGGAGGACGGCCGCCAGCAUUUUCGCUUGGAGCGCGCCUCCGGCCGCCUCGUCGUGGCGGGGAGGCUGGACCGGGAGCAGCUGUGCGCCCAGGCCGACACCUGCAUGCUCCCCUUCGAGCUGCUGCUCUCCGACCCCCUGCAGUUCUUUCGGGUCGAGGUAGCCUUGGAGGAUAUCAAUGAUCAUUCGCCUGUUUUCCGAGAAGAUCGAGUCAGUUUUAAGAUCCUGGAAAGGAGUGACCCAGGCUCUCGUUUCCCAGUGGAGGUAGCUCGAGACCUCGAUAUUGGGAGGAACACAGUCCAGGAGUACAUAAUCUCCCCCAAGAACGAGUAUUUCAGUGUUUCGUAUGGGACUCGCAGUCCAGGCAAAAAGUAUCUUGAACUUGUAUUGGAAAAGGCACUAGACCGAGAGGAGCAGACAGAGAUGGGUUUCAGUGUUAUUGCCGUGGAUGGGGGCUCGCCACCAAGGAGUGGCACUACCGAAGUGAAAAUUGUAAUUCUAGAUGUAAAUGACAAUGCUCCCAUAUUCACACAGGAGGUGUACGAAGGGCAAAUUUUGGAGAACAUGCCAGAAGGCUCUGUGGUGUUGAGUGUACUGGCAACUGAUCCAGAUGCAGGAGUUAAUGGGGACAUCUCCUAUGAACUCAAUGAAGUCGUUGGUCAGAGAGACUCAUUAUUUGUGAUAGACCCCAAAAGUGGUGAAAUUAAAAUGAAAAAAUCUCUGGACUUUGAGGCAGCACAAACUCAUGAGCUGACUGUGAGGGCUACAGAUGGAGGAGGGCUGUCAGCAAUCUGCAAGGUGUUGGUGGAGGUGGUGGAUGUGAAUGACAAUGCCCCAGAGCUGGUGGUCAGUUCCUUCAGCAGUCCCCUCCCCGAGAACACAGUGCCCGGCACGGUGGUUGCCCUGUUUACAGUCAGGGACCGGGAUUCUGGUGCCAACGGGAAGAUCUCCUGUGCCCUGCAGGAUCAGCUCUUCUUCUCCCUGAGGCCGGCCUACAAGAAUUACUAUGAGCUGGUGACAGUGAGUGCGCUGGACCGCGAGGAGACGCCUCAGCACAUCCUCAGUGUGACGGCAGCAGAUGCGGGCUCGCCUCCUCUCACCGCCACGCACACCUUCACCGUGGACAUCUCCGACGUCAAUGACAAUGCCCCCGUCUUCAACCAGACCUCCUACACCAUGUACGUGCGUGAGAACAACGUGGCCACGGUGUUUGUGGGAGCCGUGAGCGCUGCAGAUGCUGACGUGGGGCUGAAUGCCAAGGUGACCUAUUCCCUGGCAGCAGAGCAAGGGCCAGAGCGGGCCUGGUGCUCCUGCAUCUCGGUGAACUCGGAGAAGGGACACGUGUUUGUGCUGCGGCCCCUGGACUACGAGCGCUUGAGGCAGACCGAGGUGACGGUCAGUGCCUCUGACGCGGGCUCUCCUCCGCUGAGAGCCAACGUCACCGUGCGCCUGGUGGUGCUGGACGAGAACGACAACGCCCCGCUCGUGCUCUACCCGGCCCAGGAGAGCGGCCCGGCCUCCAGCGAGCUGGUGCCCGUGUCGGCCGAGGCGGGCUACCUGAUCAGCAAAGUGGUGGCCGUCGAUGCCGACUCGGGACAGAACUCGUGGCUCUCCUACCACCUGCUCAGGGCCACCGACCCAGGCCUGUUUGCCGUGGGCCUGCAAAGCGGCGAGGUGCGUCUCAGGAGGCCGGUGACAGAGAGAGACAGCGUCAAGCAGAAGCUGGUGGUGCUGGUCAGAGACAACGGCAAGCCCCCGCUGUCAGCCACGGCAGCUCUCAGCGCUCUCCUGCUCAAGGACUUCUCCGACGUGCGCCUGCCGCACAGCAGCCCGGCCAGCGAGGAUCAGGCCGCUGCCUCCCUGACCACCUAUUUAAUCAUUGCCUUGGUCUUUGUCUCCCUCCUCUUCCUCAUCUCCACGGCAGUGCUGCUGGCUCGCAAGGUGUGCAGGAGGAAGGAGCUGAAGGCUGGCCAUGUGCUCUAUGCUGCCGACACCUUGCAGAGCGGCCUGGCCGAUGCGGCCGCUGCAGGGAGCCUGCCCCGCGCCUAUUGCUACGAGAUCAGCCUCACCACGGGCUCGGGCAACAGCGAGUUCAGAUUCCUCAAGCCCAUCCUGCCCAGCCUGCCCCCACAGCACUGCGCCGUGGGCCAGGGCCCCGAUGAGGAACAGGAUUCCCCUGGUGUCCCUGUCAGCAGCGAGGACAUGGCCCCAGACAAUGCUGGCGCUCUCUCUGCAGGACAGUUCAACGCUCUUUCCUUUGACUAGCUGUGGUCUGCACAGACAGUGGCUUCAUGGAUCUUGAGAGGAUGGAAUCCAGGCUGGUGCAUGAGGCAAUGAUUCUUCCUGAUUAUAUUUUUUUUUCUAAUAUGUUUAAACAAUUUUUUGUAAAUUCUAUUUAGAGGCAAUAUCUACCACUCCAAAAAGAAUUAUGAAGUAAAAGAAGCCAAGCUUCUCUCACUUAUUAAGUAAUUGGAUUCAGCUCUGUCACUGCCAUUUCUAACAGGUUUUGAGUGUGUGCUUUCCCCUCACAUCUCUGCUCUUGUUUUUCUUACUGUCUGACAAGACAGAGGAUCCUUUAUUCUGAGCUUUGGACGAUAUCAAAUCAUAUCCUCACUGAAAUGAAAGAGCCCUGUUUUGUGCUUCAGGAAAGCUGGCAAGUUGUAAGUAUUGAGUCACAACAUCAUGUGGGCACUAGGCUCUUUAUCCCUGGAUUUGGGUCGUCUCUUUAUGAAAUGUGAGGUCUGUGUGCUUUCCUUUUUUUUCUACCUGUGUCCAUGCAGACAUUGCAUUUCUACAGAUGCAUCAGUAGUGCUGCCUGGUGAAGCAGGGAUUUGCCCCCACCCAGCCACUGCAACACAAACAAUGCCAGCUCAGGAGGGAAGGAGUUGAUUUGGACCCUUUGACAACAGCAGUCUCAUCUUCCUUAUCUAGCAGAGAGUACAGACACAAAAUGCACAACAAAACCUUCCAUUGGCUUACAAGAAGGGGUUGGGUGUUCUGUCACCUCAAGAUUGCCUUGAAAAUACAGAUGAACAAACAGUGUUAUAGUAAAUUGUAAUUGAACAGAGCUGUAAUAUGUAACAGAAACAUGUUCAUUGUUAUUGAAUGCAAUGAAGGAAAAAUCCACAAUUAUUAAAAGACAAUUAUAGGAAGGUAGAGUCAAGAAGAACUUAAAAAAAGAUGUUGUGUUUGCUCUAUUCAUUGUUGUUCCUGAAUCCCAAGGCUUCUUGAUGGGACUGGAAAGUUGUCCCCACAUGAUUUUCUGUGUUGUGUUAGAGCAUUUGCAUAUCCAUGUUUGCCCUUUCUCCCUCUAGCAACUGAAAUGUACUGAAAAGUGUGCUGAGCCUGUUCCUUUAGAGAAGGACUGCCACCCCAUCUAGAAUAACUGCUUGUUAGAAUAAUGUCUGCAAUGCCUGAAAUGAUCAGAAAGCCUCCCUUAUGCUGUGAUGUGCUGAAGUGAUACAGUAUAAUGUUGUAAAUUGGUGUAACUCUGGGAUUAGAAAGAGAAAAAUAUUUUAGACAUAAAUAAAGAGAACACCCUGACUGCAUUAGUGGAGACAGAAUAUUUUGUAUAGUCGUUCUUUCUGGGAAGCCCUGUCAAGGUUUCCCAAAAUUCUGGGAGUUACUUACAUAGUGUGUCCUUUGUCUGAGGCAAUGUUAGGUGUGUACAGCUCCUGAGUGGGGUGAUGCGGCCAGGAGAGUGUUCAUUUACAUGCCAGUGCUGUCACCAUCGCCCUAUCCCUGUGAAGUUUUUCCUUUGGUAGAAUGCGGCUUGGUCAUUGUGGGCUGUGUAUCGCCUUUCAGCUGCCUUUUUUGUGCUUCUGGAAAGCAAGGGAUUUACGAGUACUGAGACCCUGUGUCCCAUGGCACUAGACCCUUUCUUUUCUGGAUUUUGGAUGCCGCUGUCUGAGAUAUGUUCUCUCUGUGCUUUGCUUUCUUGUCACUAUGACAAGACACUAUAAGACAACCUUUCCUUUUCAUUCAUACAUUGAAUAUCUGCACAUGCUUCUGUAGUGCUGCCUGCUGAAGCAGGGAGUUGCUCCCACCCAGCCAUUGCAACACAGGCAGUUACAGAUCAGUAGGAAAGGAGGUGAUUUGGACCCUUUGACAACAGCAGUCUCAUCUUCCUUAUCUAGCUCACAGCAGGGCCACAAAGUUCACAACAAAACCUUCCUUUGGCUUAAAGAAGGGCUUGGAUGUUCUGUUCACACUGGAUUGCCAUGGAAAUACGGCAGCACAAACAGUGUUAGAGUGGACUACAGAACUGAACAGAGCUGUAACAUGUAACAGAAACAUGUACCUUGUCAAUGAAUGCAUUGAAGGAAAAAUCCACAAAUAAUGAAACACAGUUAUCGGAAAGUGGAGUCAAGAAGUGUUGGGAAGGAUGCAAAUUUGAUAAGAAAGUCUCACAGAUAUGUGUGCUUGGCAGAAAGAGUUUUGAAUGUAGAUUCUGAAGAAUGAAGAGAAAUGAAAACAAGUUUUUAUAUAGAAGAAAAGAAGGAUUGCUGAGCCAGUCUUACUGGAUAACUAAGAAGGGAAAGGGUGUGUUAGUUAGAAUGGGGGUUUAUGGCUAAGAGCAAAGGAUAAACCCACCUCAAACUUAAGAUGUUUUUACCAAGCAGAAAAAUACCACAGGCAAACAGACAUGCCGAUGUCGCAAAUGGAAAAAAUGUCUCAGAAUUUUGCACAGCAAGAAAACUGAAAAACAAAUUGUAGCUUAAGCUGUGAGAGACUAACUUCAAGUGAUUGGAGAUUAGUAACAUGAAUAUGGUAAUUAUAGUAGUUAUGAUAGGCUACAGGUAAAAGUUAAGAUAUAGAUUGGUUCUUGUAUAAGGAUGCUCAGCAAAGAAAGUGAUGUAAUGCAUUGAAACCAAAAUUAAAGGGUCUUCAGACUUGUCUGCAGCUGGAGAUGACAGCAGUAGGCACAGGCCCUGAUGGCUAUGACCCUGGACUGUUGUAAAAUCUUGGAUAAAAUAAACUGCACUUUGAAGAGCUGCCUGGAGUCCUUCGUCUCCCAUUCAGGCUCUUACGAAGAAGAGCUUUUUAAAAAAGACAUUGAGAUUGCUCUUUUCAUUGCUUGUCCUGAAUCUCAAGAUUUCUUGAUGAGACUAGAAAGCUGUCCCUGCUUGAUUUUCUGUGUUUGUGCCAGAGAAUUUGCAUUCCCAUGUUUAUCCUUUUUCCUCUGAAAUGUACUGAGCAUUCUAUUGAGCCUGUUACUCUAGAAGACUGUCACACGCUCUAAAAUAACUGGCUGUUUGAAUAAUGUCUGCAGUGCAUGAAAUACUCCAAAAGCCGGCCUCACUCGGUGUUGUGCUGAAGUGAUACAGUAUACCAUUGCAAAUUGGUAUAAAUCUGGGAUUAGAAACAGAAAAAAAGGUGUUAAACUGGAAGAAAGAGAACACUCUGACUGCUUUAGUGGAUGAAGAACACUUUGAAGAGGCGUUCUUUGUGGGAAAGAACCUUCAAGAAUUUCCCCAAAAUCCUGCGUAGUAUUUCUCACUGUGUCUUUUGUCUGCAGCAAUGUUGGGUGCGUACAGUUCCUGAGUGGGGAGAUGCAGCCGAGAGACUGAUCAUUGGCAUGCCCGUGCUGUCACCAUCGCCCUGUCCCUGUGCGGUUUCUCCUCUCGUGGAAUGCGGCUUGGCCAUUGUGGGCUGAGCGUCGUCUUUGUGCUGCCCUGGUUGAGGCCGCGUUCCGUUGCC